Molecule: messenger RNA, 397 nt
Organism: Caenorhabditis angaria
Lineage: Eukaryota; Metazoa; Nematoda; Chromadorea; Rhabditida; Rhabditidae
Source: the annotation of a GenBank genome assembly
AUGAAAGUGUUCUUGGUGUUCUCAAUUAUUUUAAUUGUGGUUCUGGUUCUGCUUCAGGGAACCGAAUCUGCUCCAAAUAAGAAGAAAUGCGGAGAGAAUGAAGAAUUUCUAGCUUGUGGAACAUCAUGUGAACCUAAUUGUAUCGAUGGAAUGGUGGUAAGUAUAUCUAUUUUUAGAUUUUUUUGGGAACGAAAUAGGUACAUAAAUUGAAAUUUGAUCCAUUCUCUAUUUUGAAUUUGAUCAAACCUCAAAAUAUGCUAAUCCCUCUUUUUUUUCCUAAUUAACCUUUGUCUUUCAGUUGUUCUGCACAAAACAAUGUGUAAUCGACGUAUGUCAGUGUAAACACGGCUUCUACCGAAAUAAGGACAAGAAAUGUGUGUCGCGAAAUAAAUGUUAA